UUUGGUUCUUUUGAACGAAUCGUUCGCGAACGACACAACACUAGAUGGAAUAUUGCUAUCGCGCAUUAAAAAGAGAUGUUAGCGCGUGCUACCUGUCGGCCGUCAGUGACUAGCACAUCGUCUGGCUAGCUACUGCACCGAGGUUCGUAAUGUCGUUUCCAUUUUGAGAAACCCCUUUCUUUACCUCCACGGCUAUAAUAAGUGAGACUAGAGUUCAGUGGCUAAGACAAAUCGAGCAGAGGCUAGCUUGGCCGCCAGCUCGACCAUUUCGCCUGCGCUAACUAUUGUUUAAACACAGUUAGCCAGCGGUUGUGGAGUCGUAAUCGAUAACUGUCUUGGUAUUGAUUUCGAAUUUGCUUUUGAUAUGUGUUUUUCGAUAUCACAGUAAACCGACAAUGCUAUAGGUACAGUGUGUGAUGUAUGAAGAGCUAACUGGUACAUAUUUAGCGUUGUAAAUCUUGAAUAUGGGCUAAUGUUGAUGCCAACUUUGUUAUAUCAGCAUUAACCUGGUUGUUUUGAUUAUAUCUGAUGGAUCAGUUCAUUGAUCACAUUUGAAUGUGUGUAAGGUCAGCUAGUCUCUGUGAUUAGCAUUACACAUUGUACAUAAAGCUUAUUUAUGAUCAUAAACAGAAAUGUUUGAUGUAUCAUGUUGUAUUGGAUUGCAUUAGAUUGGGAAUCAUCAUGUUUUGGCUAAUUGAUGUACUUCAACAAAUAAAUCAGGUUGAUGGUUUGAACAAUUGCUGUUUACACCUGGUUGGGAAGUUCUACAACCUGACUAUACAUAUUUGUGUGCAUUAAAAAGACCUAUUUAUAACAUGAGAGGAAUGAGGCUACAAAAAUAUUAAAUUGCUGUAGGGGAGCUGCUCAAAAUUCUGCCCCCCAUGAAUCGAUAUCAGGUUGCGCCCCACUACUGCAGCUCAAGCCAGCUUGGCACAAAAUCCCACAACAACUGAUUUCAAUUCAGCACAUGUCUCCGAAGGUAUAAAUAAGUUUACAUACUACUCCUUUUGCAAAUACACAGAGUGUUUUGAACUCUUGUGAACUUCUCUUCAACUUCAACUCCCCUGAAAUAUGUGGAAGAAAAUCUGUACAGAGAAAAAGAAUCACUUUCCCUCAGUUCUCCGUUAACUUUUUUUAGCUGGCCACAAUCAGAUACACCCUGUUCACUCAUGCAGGAUGGACUGUACCUUUAUGUGUGUUUUGUAGGGGUGAGACGGGUGACGGAGAAACUUCUUUUUGAUCAGCUAAUUAUUAGAAUUUUUAAAAAUAGUCAAUGAAGAGCAAAUUGUUCCCCUUCUGCAGCUCUAGUACAUUCUUGUCUUUGAGUUGAGCGAUGUCAGCAGAAAUGGUGAGCCCCAUCAGGCUUCACUUUCGACUAAUACAGUUUUAUUGAUUUGAGGGAUGCAGAUAAACUCAACAUGGCUCCAUUGUUCCAGAAGUUAAAUGCUUACAGACACUGCUUCAAAUUAACCAGACAAACUAGUCUGUUUUGCUUUUUUUUGAGUUCCUCAGGGCUGUUUUGCAGCAUUUUAGCACAUCUCUGUUUCUGUGGUUUCCAUCAGUUUCAUGGCUAAAUUUAGAUCUAGAAGGUUAGUUUAGGUGCUGAUUUAUUUCCUCUUUCCAAGGAUCAAGAAAAUAGUUCUCUUGGUCAUCAUGAUAGUUCCCAGGAGAUGCUGAAAUAGUUCAAAGCAUCUGCAGCUGAUUUUUGUGGAGUCUGUUUGUAUACUGCAUGCAUUUUUGCUGCAACUGUGUUUACACUGCGGCCCUAACCUGAUCAGUCUUUAACAAUUCUCUCUAACUCAACACGGCCUUUGCUGGUUUCCUAUGAAUAUCAUUAUUACCCACAUUUUUGUGGCCUCAUGUUCAAAAAUUCAAAGUGAAAUGUUCAAAACAACAGGCCACUGUCUGUUAGACCUUACAUUUCUGCCCCACACUCACUCUGCCUGUUUUGUUCAGGCUCUGUGGUAUCAGCAGUUUGUGACAUUUCAGUGUCUGUAAGCUGUCACAGUGAUAUCCAGGCAGACUGUAGGAGUGGAGUUGAAAAUGUACAUCGAGGAAGCAGUACAGUGCUGUGGGUGGAUUUGCAUAGCUGGUACAUGUCCCUAUAGACCUCUCUCUCUGUCUCUCUCUCUAACUCCCCUCCCAUCCCUCGCUCCCCACCCCUUUCUUCUGCCAACCACCCUCACUGUCUGUUCGUCUCUCCACAUUGUUUUCCAACACUCUGCUAAAUUUGCUGUAGUCUGUAGAUGCACACCGAGGGCGAAAAACAGCAACAUAAGUGCAGCUUUUUUGAGAAGAGGAAGUCUUUUUUUUUUCAUGCCAAUAUUUUUCUUUUACUUCCUCUACAUUUUAGGUCAUCUGAACUUUGAUCACGAUGGGGGUGAAAGACCGCCCUCAGUGCUACUUUGAUGUGGAGCUCAACCGGGAGCCAGGUAAGAGAAUUUCAAAUUAGUUUACAGGUAAACAGACUCGGUUCAUUUUCAUAUCCUUCUGCUUUGAACUAAUACCAUGAAAAAUGUCGACCAAACUGCAUGUAUGAAGGUUGUUUAUAGCAUGAGAUUCUUCUGGAGGGUUUUUUAUUUAAUUUGCUUGUGCAAGAUGAAAGUGGAGCACUGAGUGAUACUUAAAGCAGUGUGCCUGCACUACUUUUGACUAGCAUCAAGUAUUGUGUACUUUCAGAGCAGCAGCUGAGUCAACUGACGUUAAUGUAAAGACAGUGAGAAGACAGUAGGACCAGUUUAGCAGCCUCAAGCUUAAAAAAAGUGCUUAAUUCAUAUUUAUGUAAGGAAGUGCAAAUAAUCCUUCAUUAUGCUCUUAAGAGUGCUUCCAGCUUUGCCCCUGGCUAUGGAAAAGUUUCUGUAAUGUCGGAGCGUCAACACAAGGUCCUCCUAAUUGUUGGAAACCUAUUAAAAUGUGCAGAAGCCUGCAGUGCCUAUUAAAGUUAGAACCCAUUGUCAAUUGUUUUGAAUAACAGCAAAGUUUUAUGACAAUACCUGUUGUAACCUCCUCAUUUUUAAAAGCAGCAGACUAAAGCAAACUUAUGUUGUGUUUUUUUUUUUCUAGUUGGGCGCAUAGUCUUCCAGCUUUUUUCAGAUAUUUGUCCCAAGACAAGCAAGAACUUUCUUUCUUUGUGUACUGGUGAGUAACACGUUAAACUCUCUAUCAUGCUUUUGCAGUAUUUACUUAAUCGUAUAUUUAACUAAUUGUCAUGUUGCUUGACUAUAUACCUAUAUUAAAAACAAAACAAAAAUAUUAGUUCUAAGAUUUUGUCCAUGAUGAAAAGCAGAGGCAUCAUUUUACUGGUUCUGCGUUGAUUUACUAGUGGUUCAGGUGUCUAGGUUGCAUACCAAAAUAACUUUAUGGGAUUGAGUCAAGCUGGGUUUGUGUUUCAUUGAACCGCAAAUUUUUCUCUUCUAUCACAAAAUCACAAUCGGUGAUUCAGUAAAGGAGAUUUCAAAUCAGAGCUUUAGUGUCAUCCUCUACCCUCUACUUUGGUCAGUGGGUAUGCUGGAAAAAAAGAGCAUGUGUAAAUUGUCUGAUGACAGAUGGAGUCACUGGUUAGUUAGAGGGGGUCCUGGUCUCUCACUCUGGAUAUUUCAUCCCACUGAGCAGGACACAGUGUACUGUAGUUAUGUUGGUUUGACUAAAGAUAGCCAUAAAUCUGUGAGCAGAUUGCUGGUCAUUCCUCCCUCUCAUUUUUCAGCCCUCCAUAGUUUGUUAGUGUGCUCCUUCCUGCACACACAGACACAACAUAACACUGUGAUAUACUGAAUACACGAUACUCCGUCUCACUGGGCAGUUUGCUGUGGCUUCCUUAAAGUCACUAAUGUGUCCUUUAAGUGAGGAUCAGUCCUCAUGGUUAGAAACCAAAACCCUGGAACAAUGCUGAAGCAAGUGAAUCAGAACACUAUAAGAUUAGCAACCUGAGCUGGCUAUAAGAACAAGCAGCCUUUUGUCAUCUCAAAACACACUGAAACACAUCAACAUGUAUGCAUGUAGUGAAAUCGUCAGGGCUCUUCUUUCUCCCAGGUAAGAAAAUCCAGGAGUGAAAAGCGUGGGAGCAGUGGUCUGCCUGCUGUCUGCAUCACUCCUCAGACAAAAGUAUCGAGUUAACUGAAACCCCCCUCCCCAUCUUUCUCCAUCAUACUACUUUUCCUGUGUUUAUAAGACAUCCCAUGUGGCUGCAUUCAAGGCUCAUGUUUCUUUACACCUUCAGGCAUCUGGUACAUACCUAGGCUCUUCACUCAGCGGCUGGUUUAUUAAAUGUGUUGCAUGAAAAGAAUCUCAGACGACAUUUAUAUGAUUGCAGGUGAAAAGGGAACCGGCAAAAUCACAGGGAAAAAGCUGUGCUACAAAGGCUCCACAUUUCACAGAGUUGUAAAGAACUUUAUGAUCCAGGGAGGCGAUUUCACUGAAGGUAAUGAUAUCCAUCAUGACGUGUGUUUGUGAAGUUGACUGAAUUACAUAAACAAGGUCAAGUCAUAUUUUGAUAAAGGUGGUGUUCCAGUUUCCUACAGAGCACCCAAGGUCCUGUAAAGUUAUCGUUUUAUCAUGUGCUUUAGUCGUGGUAUUGUCCACACAAGAUAAUGAGGUUCUGCACACAAAUGAUUAUCUUAUAUUCAUUAUCCCUGCAACAGGAAUAAUGAACCCACUAGCCAUCAAUGGCCAUCAUUCGUGCAAUAGUCUGUUUGUAAAAUACUCUUUGCAAUGCCGUAAUGACUGAAUUUCCCAAAUGGGAUAAAUAAAGUAUUAACUUUAUGUUGCACAAGUUGGUAAAAAGAUCAUUUUCUUGUAUGUGUAACAUAAUUUAGUUUUGUGUACUAAUUAUUUCGUGCACAUAAAUCAUAAUUAGUGCAAAAGCAGCAGUGUGAAUUGUUCCACUAGCCAUCAAUGGUUCAAAGUAGGGCUGCACGAUAUGGCCAAAAAACUAUAUCUCGAUAUUUUUAGGCUGUAUCGCGAUACACGAUAAAUAUCCCGAUAUUCUGACAUCUCCUCUAAAUCACUCUAUAAAUAUUAAAUUCAACCCUUUGAUGCAUAAAAUAACACCAGUGUAAUGACUUCAGCAGACUUUUGUGUUGGAUUAGAAUUUGCAUGCAAAAAGGGAAAAUCACAAUCAAGUUAAGUUCAGUGAACCUUUAGUUUUACUACCUGAUUUAAAAAAAAAAAAACAUAAGUUAUACUAUAUCUGCGGAAAAAUCAUUAAACUACUCUCAGUUUUAAACUUAAUGAAAAAUAGUAUAUUUUCACUUAAUUUUAACUGUGUUAAAAAUAUCAUGAAACACUUUUUAACUGUAUGAAAAAUUUCAUGACACACUCAGUUUUUACUACAUAAAAAUGUAAACAUGAUUGAUUAUUCUGUAACUGCUGAAAAGUUAAAAAUACUCUCACGAUUUUAAACUUCAUGAAAAAAUGAUGAAAUAAUUCACUUAGUUUUUUAAUUCAUGAAAAAUCAUGAAAUAUUCCUACAUAGUUUUUAAUACAUGAAAAAAAAGAUGCUUGGUUAUACUGUAACUCAAGAAUUCAUUUAAAAUGUUUAAAUGUUUUUGAAAAAUUUGUGAAAAAUUACAAUUUAGGUUUUAAUUGCAUUAAAAAAUAAUGAAAUACACAGAUUUUACUUCAUUAAAAAAUAAUUAAAAACAUGUUAACAUCUCAAAAAUUAUGAAGAAUGCUCAGUAUAAAACUCAAAAUAACAAACACUAUCACACAGCUUGUAAUUACAUGUGACAUAUGAAUGUUGUGUCAGUUUGUUAUAUUUACAAUUAUUGAUAAUAACAGUGAUUGCUAUUUUCCCAUUAGAGGAAGGCAAGCCUUCACAAAUACUCACCAAUUGCAAGGUGCAGCCUAUGGCCAAAACAUUGCAGUCUUGUCCACUCAUUCAGGCUCACAGCUUUGACUAUAUUAGCCCCAUUGUCCGUGGUGAUGCACACCUGAUGAGCUUCUGACAAGUUCCAUGACAGGAGAGCAUCUUGCAGACCCUGUGCAAUGAUCUCUCCUGUGUGAUCAUCAGGAAAAAAGCUCGUUUGCAGGCACGAACUUUUCAGUUCCCAGUUGUCAAUGUAGUGUACUGUUAAGCUGAGAUAUGGCUCACAAGUUCUGCUGGACCAGAGAUCCGUCGUUGUGGAGAAGUGGGUCGCAUUUGUCAGCUGGUGGGCCACCUUUUCUCGAACUAAGAUGUACAUGUCUGGCAGCGCUUUUUCUGCGAAAAAAUUGCGACCAGGUAACUCAUACUUUGGAUCAAGUGUCUUAAUAAGAUUUUUGAAUCCUGGCUUUUCCACCACACUGACCGGAGCCAUGUCUUUGGCGAUGUGCUUUGUCACUGCGGCCGUGAUGUCUCUCCACCUCUGACUUUUUCUGUCAUACGGGACUGAAUUGGCAAACGAAGAGGACAGCGUCAUUUGCUUCGGUGACGGUUUAUGUGGUGUAGGAGGAGACGUGGACAUGCGGAGUCUGAUGCAUUCUUCGUUUUGUAGUGGAUGGCAUUUCAGGUGGUGAAAUAAGUUUGUGGUACUGCUACCUUUGGUGGCUACGGUUUUGCGGCAAACUUUGCAGAUAACCGCAUUUUGCUCCACGUCUUCCUGGCGAAACCCGAACCACUGCCAGAUGAUUGAGCCAGUGCUGUGCUUUUUCGGCACCAAGUCGUCAUUCUCCAUCCCUCCCUCCUCUUGGUCACUCGAAAACUUGCCUCAGGUCUCAACUUUUUUCGUUCUCCCCGUGCUCGUCUCCCUCCUUUCCUUAAACAACAACACGCAUGCGCGCAGGAGAGUUUCCCGGAUGGGAGGGGGGGAGUGCUGCUUACAAUGGGAAGAGCGGCAGGAGAGUGAGAGGAUCGAAACUCCAAAGAUAGGGACAUACUGACGCCUUAAAACAUAAAGCCUAUGUGUCAAUUUGUACUCGAUGGUCGCGAUGUGGUCAUUUUAUACAUCUCACGUGGAAAAACCCGGGAUAUAUCGAGUAUAUUCGAUAUAUCCCCCACCACUAGUUCAAAGGUUCAAAGGUUUCUUUAUUUAUACCUUGCGGUAAAUUUUGUUUGCAGGCAGGAACCCAGCCGUCCAGAUAAGACACACAUAAAAACAACAAUACAACAAUCAAGUACAAAAAAUGCCAAUCGUUAAGAGCCAUGAAAUCACAUAAAAUCUCUCCAGAUCCGAAGGUUCAAUAAGACUCCCUCAUCUAUUAGCCCUGCCAAUGGCACACAAUGUAAUAGCUUGUGCAAACAAAGAAAAAAACAGCUGUGAACACAACACUGUUUUCUCGUAAACAAACUGUCAUCGUCUUUGUGUGCUUUAGCGGCAGAUAUCUAAGAGGUUAUGCUGUCUCUGAAUGUGGCAAUCUUAAAUAACCACUUGAUUUUUUUUUUGUCCAAAAUGCUAAUGUCUUAAAUGUUGUUAAAAAAGUGACCAAAUGUUCAGUGUUUUUUUAUGUAAAAAGGAUGUGUUUUACAUUAUCUGUGCAGGAAAUGGAAGGGGAGGAGAGUCCAUAUAUGGGGGCUACUUUGAAGGUAACUGGAAUUUCAACUCUCAAAUAAUCAGCAAUAAUUUUGACGGCUUAUAAGUGUUAAUCUAAACAUAGCUACUUUUGCAUGAGCAGUUAUUUUGCAUGUAACUAUUGCGUUAAUAAAAGUGUUUCUUAUGAAGUAUCCUGCAUUUGAUGAUGACCUUCGCUUUUUUCAUUUUGUAGUACUGUCUUCUAUUUAGUAAAACGUAGUGGGCUUUAUCAAAUCAGCAUGGAGAGUAGGCAUUCUCUUUAUUGAAAGCUACAAUCUUCCUGCCUAAAAUUUUCAACAUAUUCUUUUAUUUAUAGAGUGGUCUUUGCAAAAUAAAAAGGUAAGAGUUGUACACAGAUCUGUAACACAAUGUCACUAUUGUCCCCACCACCUUCCUCUGUCACUCAAAACAGUGCAAAUGUUUGCAUCUGCAUAUUUGUGCUGAAGGGAUCUUACAGGCCCGGACUGCUCAGGUUACUUUUCAUGUAACAUAUGUGGUAUUAAUAGACACAUGACUUCCAUGACAUGUAGUCAGAUGUAGGUGAUAGGGUUCUAAAUUGGAAGUGUUAUAAGGGGUACACAUUGGCACUAUGCUGCCCUGCAACAGCGAUGUACUUUAUAGCUUUUAACUGUGUGUAAGUGCUUCUAUUUCUUACAUAUGAAGAAGAGUUCAAGUAGAUAUUUAAAUAUUUUAGUUUGCAAAAAUUCGUAUUCGAAUAAUGUGCACUAUUAUUUCAAAGCAUUGAAGGAGUUUCAUUCAUUGAAGAUGCAAUUGCGUUUUUAAAUUCACGCAGCGUAUAUGCAUCAAAUGAAUGGGAAUCAGGUUUUUUGAUGCUUUGCGACGUAAGAAUGAUGUUAGGUUGAAGUUUUCGAUCAGAAACGCAUGAGCACUUUUCUACUUUAGCAGAGGACUUAAAAACGACCCACAGUGCUGUUAUGGAAGGAGUGGUCGGUGAGGCAGUGGUUAGGUUUUAUGGAUUGAAAUAUUUCUCCCUUUUUCCUGCUUUUCCCUGAAUAUGUCUGUGCUCUUAUUUGGAGGAGACUCACUGAGACUUUGAUCCAUCUUUCUCUGUUGCCAACAGACGAGAACCUCACUCUCAAACAUGACCGAGCCUUCCUGUUGUCCAUGGCCAACCGUGGGAAAGACACCAACGGUUCACAGUUUUUCAUGUGAGCGACUGAAUGAUGAAAUCAGCGUUAAUGAAUAUACCGCUUUCCUGCAUUGUUUAUUUAGGUUUUCUGCUCCGUUCCUUUUUCCUGUUUUAAACCUUUAGAGAAGAAAUAGUCAUUGAGUGUGAACGUCACAAUCCACGCUCUAUGUUCUCUAUGUGCACUUAACAGAUUUUAAAAUGCAGAGAAACUUGGAUUCAUUCUUUUUUACCCACAAAUGUGUUACAUUUUUUCUCUUGCCGUUUUGUGUAACAUUUUUACAGAAUCUCUAGCAUCCUGCUCCUCCAAGGUAAUGUGUCUCCAAGGCUGUGUUUCUCUCUCCUGACUGUUUCUAUCAUUCUCUAGUUUGGAUAUGCAAAAAUUCUGCCUAGUCAAGUGUUUACUAUGGAUUGUUUGAACAAUAUUCACAAAUGCCUUCAAGUGACACAUGUUAAUUAACUCUCUAAACUUUGUUUACCACAAGAACAGGCUUUCACGUCCAGGUAGAAGUUUUCUUUGAGUGAAAAUGCAGAUAACAGAGAGGGAGAAAUGUAAACAGGCUGAAAAUCCAAACAUGUUUGAUCAAAACCAGCAACUGUCAUGUCUGGUUUUGGGUAUUUAAAAUUCAACAGCUGAAAUAAAACGUUUUUCUUGACCGAUUUGGGAUCAGAUCUCACAAAAAACAAAAAAAAAACAGUUUUCUUAUUUUAUAUUUUCUUAUUUUGAGAAUUCUCCCUCGCUACAGUAGUAUUCACAGUGCUUUGAAAGCGGCUCACUUGAUCUAACUCUUUUUCUCAUCUUUCUCUCUUUUUCAUGAACCCCUCCGUCGAUCAACCUUCCCUGGCUUCUUUACUGUUUUUUCCACAAACAGCACAACCAAGACGGCGCCUCAUCUUGAUGGGUAAACGUCUAUUUCACUUUAUUUUUUUUCAUUUGUCACUAAUUAGUCAUUUACUUCAAUUUAUGUGGCAAUAUCACCCAAGUAGUGAACUUAAAAGAGGGAACGUUCAUGAUAGUUUUGCUUUUCUGCCACAUAAAAAAACGAUGACUUCUGGAUCUUUACUUUUUGUACUUUUUACCACAAAAAUUUUGAAUUUUUGUGGUAAGAUGUUUAAAACAGGCGUGAUGUACAUUUUUGAUCAUUUCAACUCUGGAUAUCAAAAACAACAUAUUUUAAAAAAAUGAUAGGUUUUCAGUUGUCAAAUGUCUCUCCCCUUCAGAGUCCACGUCGUCUUUGGUGUUGUCAUUUCUGGCUUUGAAGUGAUCAAGAAGAUUGAGGGGCUGAAGACCGACUCAGCCAGCAGACCCUAUGCGGACGUGAGAGUGGUGGACUGUGGACAACUUUUCACCAAGUCUGCUAAUGAUGGUAUGCAAAGUGACAGAUCUGCCUGUUGAAUUUGUUGUUGCUUUUGUCCUCAGAUCUGAUCGAAAGGUCAAAGCGCUCAACCCUACCCUGAAUAAUUGGGUCAGAAAUACCAGAUAUUCUUACUGAAGAUCAUUUAACCCACGUUUAUUCAUUUACAAGAAAGCUAGGCAUUGUGUUUUUGGAUUUGUCAGGGUUCAGUUGUUUUUUCAGAGCCAUAGAGUUCAAUAGUAAGUCUUGUACAUCACUACUCUUUUACUUCCGUUGUAUUAAAACCUCUUCAGUCUGACUGUUUAUCAAGGAUAUAUUGCCAUCAGUCCAAGCAUUAAGACUUAAAUAUUUGGUGUGCACCUUUUGUAAGUGGUUUAUUGCAGCCUCUCUUUUCGAUACUGAUCUCUGAGUGCAGUAAAGUGCGUUGCCUGUGAUUGUAAAUGCGCUGUAUGUGCUCAUUCUCUGAGAGGUUGGCAUUUAGAUGCCAGCACGCCCCCCUCCCCCCCUCCCCACUGGCAUUCAUGCGGGGCGUGUAACCUGAUCUUCUGUUUAAUGAGGAUCAGCGAGGUGAUCUCUCUGGAGCUUGGUUGGCAUCUGCCCACCUGACUCUGCCCGGCUGCUUUCACCGCCUUCACCGCAGUGACAGGAACCACAUAAAGCCAGCAUUGAUUUAACGUCACACUUCCCUGAAAAUACCUCUUUGUUUUUGACUGCAUAAAAAAAAAUUGUGGUUGUAUUUUCGGAGAGGAGCAUAUUUUAAUGCGAAUGACAAACAUGUUGUUGUGUCGCUUGUUUCAGUACUUCAAGGCAAGAGGAAACGAUCCUCCUAUUCUGCUGACUUGUCACAACACUCCCAUGGCUCGUCCUCUCAGCUUUCCACAGAGUCUGAGAGUGAGUUUGAUAGAAAGCACAAAUGUCACAAGCACAAGAAACAUACAAGUAAACGGUUGAAGAAGAAAAUGAUGAAAAGGCGGGAACUGAAGAAUGAUACUGAGGAUGAGGUGCAGCCCAAGCAAAGGUAAUUUCAGUUCAUGUUUUAUUUAUUCAGAUAAUUCCUCGUGUGUCUUGGAUGUGUGAGAUCUGUGCCUUUAAGACACACUGACAUGAGUCCCUUUGAGAGCGAAGGGUUAUCUUCUUUGCAUAACAAAAUAUAACUUUGCAUGUGUGUCAUGAAGCUCUCGCAGCCCUGUCGACAGAGGGAAUCUGGAUAGAGAGAAUGAAGUGGACGGAGAGAAGGAGCAAAGCGGGAAGAGAGAGAAACCCGUCGUCCGGCCUGAGGAAAUCCCACCUGUGCCGGAGAAUCGAUUCCUGCUACGGCGGGACAUGCCAUCCCAGGAGGAUAAAACGCCAAUGUCAGUCAUGUCACUUUUAUAGUUGACACAUUAAAAAGCUAACACCUCCGAUUAUUACAGUAGAUGUUCACGUUAACUUUUCUCUCACUAGAGUUGAGAAAGAAGAAAUGACUGUAUCAGCUGAGCAGAAACCAGCCAUCUCCAAGUCAGGGCGGAAGAUCAAAGGCAGAGGGACGAUGGUGAGCUUCACGAAGAUCAGACGUUUAAGCUUCUGUCUUUUUAUAGUAGUUUACUUUGGAUUGAAUCUGUUUGACUUUUUUCUUUUUUUAUAUAAUUAUUUCUUUAUUAGAGAGAAACAACAUCAUCAGAAACGAUUAUUCGAAUGUUUCGCACUUUGUGUGAUCAGCUUCAUGUCACCCCCCCCCCCCCAUUUUUUUUUUUUUUUUUGGUAGAUUGCGUUCAAAAAUAAAUAAAUAAGAAAUAAAUUGAAAAAAAAAAAAAAAAGAAACCACCAAACGAAAAUUUUUACAAAUGUGCUGAGGGUAACAAGAAAAAAAUAAAAAAGAGAAACUCAGAUUUUCUGUAAAAACACUCUACAUUAGAGUGGGGGAGCCAGCUGGAUCAUACAAAAUCAGCACUUUUUUCAGGAUCAUUAAAUGGACAUAACAAUUUCUGACCUGACCAGAACUCUGCUACAGAUGCUAACACUGUAGUUUUUAACAAAGCAGAGACGAUCAUUUCUCAGCCUUCACUUUCAAACUUUUCUUCUGUGUUUGUAGAUUUCCUGUUUAACUGUUUCUAGAUGAUUUUACUCUCCAGGAAUCGUGGAAACUUGUUUGUCGUAACUCUGCAUCACACACAGAAGACACAGAUUGCAUCGUUAGCCCUUUUGCUCUACUAGCCAAUAGGAUUUCAUACAGCUUAAAUUUAACACCCCAAGUAUAAGUGGCGUAUAAUCUGGUUUCAUUGGCAGGUGCUGAAAAUCUGGUUCUAUAUUUUGAAAGAGCAGGAGCAAGAACUAAAAUAAGUCAACAAGUGGACAAGUAAGAAAGGGAUAAAACUUGAUAAAGUAGGACAGAAAUAGACCAUUUAUGUAAAGAGAGAUUGUCAAAAAAAGUGGGAAAAAAAAAACCUUUUUCUCUUCAUUGUUCAACCUUGUUUGUAAUUUGAUUUUGUUUUAACUUUUCUUCCAGAGAUAUCACACACCAACAAGGUCCAAAUCUCGCUCUGCGUCUGUGGAGGAGCGUGGCAGCAGUGAGACUCCACCUCACUGGAAAGAGGAGAUGAAGAGAACCAAAGUUUAUCAGCCGCCGAGCAUCGAGAGAUGGAGCAAAGGAGACAAGUAUGACUGAAUCUUUUACUUUGACAGAAUCCGUGUUUUUCACCUCAUGCCUAAUCCGACUGAACACGCAAAACAACUGUUUCCUCGUGCAGAUGGGACGACAGAAGCGAAUCUGUGUGGUCCCGCUCUGCAGAACAGUCCUCAGACCGCAGCUCAGAGAGGUCCAGCCUACAUCGCAAACCAAAGAAGGAGAAGAAGAAAGCCAAACACAAGAAGAAAGGCAAAAAAAAGAAACACAGCAAGAAGAAGAGCUCCAAGAACAAACCUGAGGAGGUUUACCUGUCAGAGGGAGAGAGGUCUGCAUCUUCAGAGAGGAAGUCCAGGAGAUCCCGCUCUCCAUCCCGCUCCUCUUCUGAUCAGCGUAAUUUAUCACCACGGAAGCGACGGCAGUCCUCACUGUCCCUUAGAGACUCCCUGUCCUACUCAAGAUCCUACACAUCCAGUCGGUCCAGAUCAAGAGGGAGAUCCAGGUCUUAUUCACGAUCCAGAAGCCUGUCUCGAUCUAGGAGCCGUUCUCUGUCUACAUCCAGAUCUCAUUCCUAUUCCAGAUCAAUGUCAAGGUCUAGAUCAUUUUCAGUUCAUGUUUUAUUUAUUCAGAUAAUUCCUCGUGUGUCUUGGAUGUGUGAGAUCUGUGCCUUUAAGACACACUGACAUGAGUCCCUUUGAGAGCGAAGGGUUAUCUUCUUUGCAUAACAAAAUAUUACUUUGCAUGUGUGUCAUGAAGCUCUCGCAGCCCUGUCGACAGAGGGAAUCUGGAUAGAGAGAAUGAAGUGGACGGAGAGAAGGAGCAAAGCGGGAAGAGAGAGAAACCCGUCGUCCGGCCUGAGGAAAUCCCACCUGUGCCGGAGAAUCGAUUCCUGCUACGGCGGGACAUGCCAUCCCAGGAGGAUAAAACGCCAAUGUCAGUCAUGUCACUUUUAUAGUUGACACAUUAAAAAGCUAACACCUCCGAUUAUUACAGUAGAUGUUCACGUUAACUUUUCUCUCACUAGAGUUGAGAAAGAAGAAAUGACUGUAUCAGCUGAGCAGAAACCAGCCAUCUCCAAGUCAGGGCGGAAGAUCAAAGGCAGAGGGACGAUGGUGAGCUUCACGAAGAUCAGACGUUUAAGCUUCUGUCUUUUUAUAGUAGUUUACUUUGGAUUGAAUCUGUUUGACUUUUUUCUUUUUUUAUAUAAUUAUUUCUUUAUUAGAGAGAAACAACAUCAUCAGAAACGAUUAUUCGAAUGUUUCGCACUUUGUGUGAUCAGCUUCAUGUCACCCCCCCCCCCCAUUUUUUUUUUUUUGGUAGAUUGCGUUCAAAAAUAAAUAAAUAAGAAAUAAAUUGAAAAAAAAAAAAAGAAACCACCAAACGAAAAUUUUUACAAAUGUGCUGAGGGUAACAAGAAAAAAAAAAAAGAGAAACUCAGAUUUUCUGUAAAAACACUCUACAUUAGAGUGGGGGAGCCAGCUGGAUCUUUCAAAAUCAGCACUUUUUUCAGGAUCAUUAAAUGGACAUAACAAUUUCUGACCUGACCAGAACUCUGCUACAGAUGCUAACACUGUAGUUUUUAACAAAGCAGAGACGAUCAUUUCUCAGCCUUCACUUUCAAACUUUUCUUCUGUGUUUGUAGAUUUCCUGUUUAACUGUUUCUAGAUGAUUUUACUCUCCAGGAAUCGUGGAAACUUGUUUGUCGUAACUCUGCAUCACACACAGAAGACACAGAUUGCAUCGUUAGCCCUUUUGCUCUACUAGCCAAUAGGAUUUCAUACAGCUUAAAUUUAACACCCCAAGUAUAAGUGGCGUAUAAUCUGGUUUCAUUGGCAGGUGCUGAAAAUCUGGUUCUAUAUUUUGAAAGAGCAGGAGCAAGAACUAAAAUAAGUCAACAAGUGGACAAGUAAGAAAGGGAUAAAACUUGAUAAAGUAGGACAGAAAUAGACCAUUUAUGUAAAGAGAGAUUGUCAAAAAAAGUGGGAAAAAAAAAACCUUUUUCUCUUCAUUGUUCAACCUUGUUUGUAAUUUGAUUUUGUUUUAACUUUUCUUCCAGAGAUAUCACACACCAACAAGGUCCAAAUCUCGCUCUGCGUCUGUGGAGGAGCGUGGCAGCAGUGAGACUCCACCUCACUGGAAAGAGGAGAUGAAGAGAACCAAAGUUUAUCAGCCGCCGAGCAUCGAGAGAUGGAGCAAAGGAGACAAGUAUGACUGAAUCUUUUACUUUGACAGAAUCCGUGUUUUUCACCUCAUGCCUAAUCCGACUGAACACGCAAAACAACUGUUUCCUCGUGCAGAUGGGACGACAGAAGCGAAUCUGUGUGGUCCCGCUCUGCAGAACAGUCCUCAGACCGCAGCUCAGAGAGGUCCAGCCUACAUCGCAAACCAAAGAAGGAGAAGAAGAAAAGCAAACACAAGAAGAAAGGCAAAAAAAAGAAACACAGCAAGAAGAAGAGCUCCAAGAACAAACCUGAGGAGGUUUACCUGUCAGAGGGAGAGAGGUCUGCAUCUUCAGAGAGGAAGUCCAGGAGAUCCCGCUCUCCAUCCCGCUCCUCUUCUGAUCAGCGUAAUUUAUCACCACGGAAGCGACGGCAGUCCUCACUGUCCCUUAGAGACUCCCUGUCCUACUCAAGAUCCUACACAUCCAGUCGGUCCAGAUCAAGAGGGAGAUCCAGGUCUUAUUCACGAUCCAGAAGCCUGUCUCGAUCUAGGAGCCGUUCUCUGUCUACAUCCAGAUCUCAUUCCUAUUCCAGAUCAAUGUCAAGGUCUAGAUCAAGGCACCGAUCAAGAUCCCCGUCCCGAAAGAGGAGUCCAUCCAGAUCUCCAAGAAGAAAGAGAGCAAGCAACCUUAGGGCCAACACCAUGAUCCACGCAGCUGAGAAGCUCCCAGAUGGAAAAACCGCAGCUGUCCCCAGACUGCCCGCUGUCUCCGCUCCUGAAAGCGUCCCGGUGAUCCCGCUAAGCGACAGCCCUCCGCCCUCUCGCUGGAAACCUGGUCAGAAACCCUGGAAGCCAUCUUAUUUCCACAUCCAGGAAAUUAAAGCUAAAGUAGCUCCCUCUAACAUUUCCUCCACUCGAGAGGAGGCUGACAGCGCCGAGGAGAAAGCUCACACUGCGACACCGAAGCGUCUGCUCGGUGAGUCUGAAAGCGACAAAACACACAAACCUGCAGGACUCUCGCGAAGCAGAUCAUCCAGAAGUAAAUCCUACAGCCGCUCCAGGAGUAGAAGUUACAGCAGGUCCAGAUCCAGGUCCAGGUCAUCAUCCUACAGCAGAUCAGGCUCCGAAAACUCCCACAAAACUGGCCGACACAAGAAGAAUUCACUCGACAAAGAGUGGAGAGAAUACUACAACUCUCUGAAGAGGAUAAAAAAUUUAGAUAAGUACAUCUCACUCACCAGUAGUCAGGAUGUUCACUCAGGGUCAGAGAACAAGGCAGAAUGUGAGAAGAGCCCUGAUAUCAGGAGGAGUGUCUCUGUGGAGAAAACAAAAGAGAAAGGCAGCUCUCGGGACAGAGAGAUGAAACUUUACAGCUCAGCGCCGGCGGAGAGCAGGUCAGGGUGGGACAGUGACAGCGAUAAAGUGAGCCAAAGCAACAGCGCUGUCCUGUCAAAAAAGCAGAAACAUGAAGCUCAGUCGGGCGAAUUCCUCGAGAAGAAGCUGUCUGCUCUCACGGGGUGGAACUCAGAAAGUGAUACUGAAAAUAUCACCGCCAGGCCUGCAGCCAUGUCUGAAAAAGAGGAAGGAGAGGCGAGUUCUGAAUCGGAGAACGAGCCCUCUAAGAAGACAUCGGAGGCGGUGAGAGAGGCCACAACUUCAGAGGGAAGUCCUGAGAAGGAGCCGGAGAGGCACAAGAGCAAGAAGAAAGCCAAGCGUAAGCACAAGCACAAGAAAAGGAGUGAGAACAAAAGCGGCUCACAUCACAAAGACAAAGGGAAGAGGUCCAAGAGGAAAUAUCAGAGGCUCAAAGAGACUUUCCACUGGCAGCCGCCUUUAGAGUUUGGAGAGGAGGAGGACGAAGAUGAAUUGAAAAGGGAGAGACGCAGUCCGAGCGGAGCAAAAGUAAGAGCCGGUGUGGAGAGUAGGAAUGAAAACCAAAAUCUAAGCUCAUUAAAUAAGAAUCCUGUCAGAGAGGAAGAAGAAAAAGGGCAGCAAAGAGCGAAAGAAAGUAUCAGCAGGAAUCCAAAACACACUGAAACUCACCCUCAGUCGAGCAGGAAUGGUGCGAAUUUACCCAGCAUCAAAGAGCAAGAGUGGUUAGAGGAUAUGGACAUUUGUACCCCAGAACACGCGGUUGAGAUUGAAGAACCUUCUCUUAAAGACGAUCAUUAUAACAAAGCUGAAUUAACCUUAAAACCUACCUCAAAGUUUGUGGAAGGGGCUUUACCUCAUAGCAAAGAUCAGCCCUCGGUAAACACAACACCUGGUGGACUGCAGGAUGAAGAAACGCCCCCUAAGACUGUGAUCAACUUUAAAUGGCGGCCCCUGAAGGGAAUGUCAGCUCUGCAGAACAUAAACGUACAGCCUGUUACCGCUAAAACCAACCAGCUUCAAGAGAACGCCAAAGCCGAGGGAGUGAGGAUGGAGAUCAAAAGCAAAAGCCGGGUCCGACCGGGGUCUCUUUUUGACGAGGUUCGGAAGACGGCACGACUCAACCAGCGUCCGAGGAACCAGGAGAGCUCGAGCGAGGAGAGGUCCCCCUCUGCGGGGAAGACAAGGGGGGACGCCCGCACCAGAUCCCCGAAGACGAAGAAGAAAUCCAGAUCCCCGUCCAGAAAGUCCCGCUCUGUGUCCAGCCACCGGUCCCACUCCAGAGGCUGGUCCCACUCCUACAGCCGGUCAAGGAGUCGAUCCCGCAGCUCCAGCUACACAUCCAGGUGAGAGGCGAAGGCAGUCCAGUCUUCUUUGUAAAGACUGUUUGUCCUUGCUUUUCGACAGAGUGAUUUAUAACCCAGUGUUGUGUUUCAGGAGCCGCAGCAGGAGUCGGAGGAGACACAGGAGGGGGCGCUCUCGUAGCAGCACGUAUCGAAGUUACAGGAGUCACAGGUAUACCCAAAAAUACUGAUUUAGUAUCCACAAAUGGAUCCCAGAGGAAGUAUUUUAGACAGAGGAGUAACUUUUAGCUAUUCAUGGUUUCAAAACUGUUUCUUUGUUUCAGAUUCAGCCCGUCGUUUAUUCUGUUGUUUUUCAUCACUCAGUCCUGUGUGUUUGUUUUACAGUCGGACCUACAGUAGAAGUCAUUCCAGAAGUCGUUCUUAUAAUCGCCGCCGGAGAUCCAGGUAUGACAUUCAAAUAAUGUUUACAUGAUGAAUCUAAAGGGUCACUGAGUGCUCAGAUACAAACACCAAUAUGCAACUUAACGUCAGCAGGAUCUUAUCAUGGCUGAAAGACAGUUUCUUUAUAGAAUGAGACGCAUGCUGCUGUAAUAUAAGCUGAAAGUUUUGAAGGAUGAUUGUAUAGCUGCGUUUUGCAGAUGAAACAAAGUCAUCCAUCAGAGUUUUGUGUUGUUAAAAUGGGUUUCUGUGGAAAGACAUAACUAAAAAGCAGCAAAUAUUGAGGGUUUUUUUGGCAACUUGUUUCUUUCCUUUGACUUAUUUGUGUGUUUUUGUUCCAAGAAAAUAUUGAAUAAACUGGUAAAAACAGUAUACAACAAUAGAUUUCACAUCCUUCACUAUUGUGCUUUUUUUUGUAGAAUAAGCACAAGUAAAAAAAUAUAUCAUGUAAAAUAUUCUCUUUUUAUCACCUGGCUGGUUUUUUUUAUACAGGUCAGAUUCCUACGAUAGUUAUUCCAGUCGCAGCGUGAGCAGGAGACGAGGCCGCAGACGAAGCGACAGCUACAGGAGUUCAGACCGUCGAUCCCGGUAACUCUCUCUUUUCCCCUCUGAACCCUCACUGGUCUUGGAUCAGCUUCUCCUUCUUGGCCUCACACGACCUGUGGCUUAACUACAGUCUAGACUACAGUUGGACAACAAUUCCCUGUAAUUCAAGGCAAUAAAAAAAAAAAACAGAAAACGUUUGUUUCAGUGCACUUCUGUGUGUUUUUGCAGGUCAUACCGCUCCUCCAGUCGCAGCUCUUCCAGGCGCAGAAGUCACAGUCGCAGUAGUCGUUACAGCUGAAGAGGGAACAAAACCAUGCUGUCUGAAUGCAGAGAAACACACAACAGUUUCUACUGCUAACAUGACAGACCAGCGACUAAAACCUGUAAAGGAGCAGUCUGCUUUAAUGUUUGAUUCUGUUCUUAUUUUCCUGGUUAAAUAAACUGACGUGACAACGAACAGGACACAAAACAAACAACAACUUCUGACACCUAAAGGUAUCAAAAUAAAACUAUGUCUAUGUGACAUAUAAGCUGUAGAUAUUUUAAAAGUGUAUAUUUGUGUAACCCUUUUCUACUUUUGUUUUGUACACUGAAAAAAGAAAAACUAUACAUACAGUAAUCUUUCAGUUCUGAGGGUUUAGGCUGCUGAAUUGGUUUGUUUUUAAUUUCACCGUACAGUCCGGGUCAGCAGGAGAGGAUUCUGUUAGCCGCAGUUCAAGCUGUUAGUCUGUGGCGCCUUUUGUUUGACUGCUGCACCAUGAAUGUAACAAGUGUUGAAACUGUACUCAAAGUAUAGUGUAUCCGGUUUUGAUUUUACUAAAACAGUUAUGAAUGUUUACAUGUAAUAAAUACCAACACUAAGAAAGCUUG
Messenger RNA from Xyrichtys novacula (pearly razorfish), 19277 nucleotides. The record is from the annotation of a GenBank genome assembly. NCBI's taxonomy places the organism in Eukaryota, Metazoa, Chordata, Actinopteri, Labriformes, Labridae.